AUGACUUCUUCAUUCGAUGAGGACUUCGAUUUCAUGAGAACAUUGAUGGCAAUAGCUUUUUUUAUAUCUGCUGGUAUGAUGAUUGCAAGUGCAAUAUUUAUCGUAGUGCAUCAAGUAAUCAAAUGCUUGCAGAAAGCAGGAAUAGCCAUUCCUGGAUAUGCCCCGAUCAGUACCACGGAUCAGGAAUCUCUUCUGGGAGAUAUUGCAAUUCCUCCUAGAAGCGACAGCGUUGUGGUGGCUAUACCACCUGAUUACCCAAGAGCUCGGGGCCCUCGGGUCACUUCCAUGGAGAGACUUCUCAGCACAAUUGCCAAAGAAAAACCCAAAAGAUGGACAUGGGAAAUGAUUGAGAAUGAUGAUUUAGCAGAGAUGCUGAAGCUCUGUGGUAUUGAUGAGAGAGACAGAGAGCAGGCAGAGAGAAUGUCCAUGGUGGCUCUUUGGUGUGUUCAGUACCAGCCAGAAUUAAGACCAAUGAUGAGCACUGUGGUGAAGAUGUUGGAAGGAGGAAUGGAAAUCACUCCACCUCCAUAUCCAAAAUUUCAGUAUUUGGAAUCUUUUUUUGAACGAAAUGGAUCGGUCAGUGGAGGCAAUGAAAGCUCAGAUCCUUUACCAUCAGCAACGAGAACUUCUGAACCAUCCAGUUCCAACCAUGUGGGCUAG
This is a messenger RNA of Ilex paraguariensis (yerba mate), 660 nucleotides long. The record is from the annotation of a GenBank genome assembly. Lineage: Eukaryota; Viridiplantae; Streptophyta; Magnoliopsida; Aquifoliales; Aquifoliaceae.